Chironomus riparius is the source of this 721-nucleotide messenger RNA. The record is from the annotation of a GenBank genome assembly. Lineage: Eukaryota; Metazoa; Arthropoda; Insecta; Diptera; Chironomidae.
CUUUUGUUUACAUUCUAAGUUGAAUUUUUCAAAUUACAGAAAAUCAAGAAUAUUAGUUAAAUUAAGUAUUUUUUGACAGUAAUAUAGUCAUUAAACAAUGGAAAUAUGUGAUACGUACUAUAGUAAGGACGAAUUUGUAGAAACAGCGUCUGGAAAUAAGGUAAAUCGUCAAACGGUACUUUGUGGAAGUCAGAAUAUUGUACUGCAUGGUAAGGUUAUUGUCGAUAAAGGAGCUAUAAUACGUGGAGAUUUGGCAAAUGUUCGAACUGGAAGAUAUUGCAUUAUAUCCAAAAAUGCAGUUAUUCGUCCACCAUUUAAGCAGUUUAGUAAAGGAGUUGCUUUCUUCCCGUUACACAUUGGUGAUCAUGUCUAUAUCGGGGAAAAUUCAGUAAUCUCAGCUGCAUCAAUUGGAUCUUAUGUUUAUAUUGGAAAGAAUGCAGUCAUUGGACGACGAUGUGUGAUCAAGGACUGCUCGAUAAUCGAGGACGGUGCAAUUUUGCCACCAGAAACGACUUUAGCUAGUUUUAUGAAAUUCACAAAAGAAGGAAAGAUUGAAGGUGGACAAGGAACAGAAUCAGUUCCUCCCGCGAUGCUAGAUUUGAUGGUUGAUUUUACUAAAUCAUUUUAUGAGCAUUUCAUUCCUUCUACUCAUUGAUUAUACUUACUUAUCAUUUAUAAAACUCAUAUUUGCUAAUAAAAUUCAACUGUCAUAAAUUAUUUG